This is a messenger RNA of Penicillium pulvis, 1287 nucleotides long. RefSeq lists its product as uncharacterized. The transcript has 2 exons. The coding region runs from base 1 to 1287 and encodes 428 amino acids. Lineage: Eukaryota; Fungi; Ascomycota; Eurotiomycetes; Eurotiales; Aspergillaceae. The record is from RefSeq and is a predicted model, not a curated record.
AUGGCCACGCACCACUCCACUAUCAAAGCCUUUUCAGACAAAAUGGCAGAGACGCCUGCUUCGCAAUGGAACGAGUCUUCGUCCCAGGGUAGCCAGCCACCAGCACCCACUCAACCAGGCAUUAUCCCAAACUUCUCACCAGCAAGUCCCCAGGCAAGUGGCAAACACUCGGGCCAGUGUAGCCGACCCCCAGAAUUCAUCCCAGUAGGCGGAAGCAAGAAAAAGAAUAAGAAGAAGAAGAGCAAAGCCAAGAAGCGGCUGAGAUCGCCCGAGCCAUCCAGCAGCAACGUAACAACUCCGCCGCUGCCCCGACCCUCAAGCCUGCAGGCAAGUGAAAGUGGUUCAAUCACAUGGGCCGAGAAAUCGAAACGCCAAAAGGUAGUAGCAAAGAAAGACCUACACACAGACAAGUUCUUCAAGGGGAUUGCAGCAACAAUUCACAAGACCUUCCCGGUCUACGCCUUUGCAGAGGAGUUCGGCUGCAACCCAGCUGAGGUCCUCGAUGCCCUGAGUGCCGUAGUUGAGGCACCACUCUGCAGUCCGCAGCCUUGGCACUUCGCCGAUUCAGUUUCCAAAUAUGGGAAGCGCCUGAUUGCUAGCUGGCAUGAUACCCACUGGCCAGCGGCUCAUGUGCCACAAGACCAGUUGGACUAUUAUGAGCGGUGCGAACGAGAGGAAAAAGCCAGGCUCAGCAAAGCCAACUUCGAGGCCCAACAGCGCUACAAAGAGCGACAGAUACGUGCCAUCGAGUCUAUCGUCAAGGAAGGGACUCCCAAGCCUAUCGAGCAGUCUGUCAGCACCGAGGCUUAUAUGCCCCCCGCACCAGCUUUCUCAGACUCAGAUGGCAUUUCAAUUUCAAGUAAGUUUCCGGCCUGGAAAGGAAAGGAGCCUGUCCGACGAGAAAUUCAAUCGUCGCCUGAGGAAGGACCGUCAGUACCACGUUUCCGGUCUCCCAGGCAAGUAGAGCCGUCUGUCAGCCCUGAGCCUUAUACGCCCCCCGCAGCCAUUAUCUUGGACUCGGAUGGCGUUUACAUUCCCAACAAGGAUCCAGCCUGGAAAGGAAAAGAGCCUGUCGGACGAGCAAGUCAAUCGCAGCCAGAGGCAGGUCCAUCGGUACCACAAAUACUAUCGAGUCACGAAAUCGAAGUUCGCUACGACGUUCAUAGGCCCGGUAUCAUGGACAGUCAAUGGGCUGAAGACCUCGGCGUGCUUCCAAUCUCAGACGAGAUGGAUGACGCUGAGCUGCAACAGGCCUUGGCUAAGGGGGUUUUAUUCCAAGAAUGGUGA